CCGGCCCCAAAAAAACAAGGCCUUGACUAGGCACUAGGUUCCUAUAUGGCUAAACAUCAAUUAAAAUCCCUUAUCACAUCCAUAAGCUAAUUAAAUUGUACGACUCCAUCCCACUUUGUAAGAUCCUUUCCCAACCGACCAGAGUCUUAUGUAUGGACUAUAGUCUGUUACAGCUUAUUUUACUUCUUUUUUUUUCUUCUCUUUUUUCAUUACAUUAUCUUUCUCUCUCCUCCUCUUUUUUCCCUUUCUUUCUCUAUCUUAGAUUGAUCAAAUAAAUUUCAAGUAAUAGCACAAAAUAGUGAAUUUUCUUGUCUAUUAUAUACUUGAAAUUUUAAUAACUUUUCAAAAAAAAAAGUAAAAAAAUCAGAGAUAAUCGAUGGAGUUCAGUACAUCAGCAGAGCGAGUCUGCUAUGUCCACUGCACCUUCUGCAACACCAUUUUAGCGGUAAGCGUACCAUGCUGCAGCAUGUAUAAUAUGGUAACAGUCAGAUGUGGGCAUUGUGCCAAUCUUCUCUCUGUUAACAUUGGACUUUCACCUCCAUCUAUGCCUUAUCAAGAUAAUUUCCAGUUGCUGAGGCAGCACUAUAAUUAUCAAGAUGUGAGCAGAGAUAGUAGUAGUACUAUAACAGGCGGCUCAUCGUCUUCAACUAUUACUACAAUCGCUUCUGAUGAUCAUGAUGUUCAACAGACUCGUCCCCCACCCAUUCGUCCCCCGGAAAAGAGGCAACGCGUGCCUUCGGCUUAUAAUAAAUUUAUCAAGGAGGAAAUCCAAAGGAUAAAAGCCAGCAAUCCUGAAAUUAGCCAUAGAGAGGCCUUCAGUGCAGCAGCUAAGAAUUGGGCACAUUUUCCUCAUAUUCACUUUGGCCUAAAUCUGGACGGGCAAAGCCAAGCAAGGUUGGACCAACCAGUUUCUGGAGAAGGGACAAACAAGUCUCAUGGAUUUUACUGAAUUAAUAAUCCUUUCUUAUUUACUUUAAUUUUUAUCAGUCCACACAACAAUGUUAAUUAGCUAAACUAAUCGAGCUUAGCUAAUUUUAAUCUGUUCUUUAUAUAUAAUUAUAUGUACACAGUUUUUAAAAUGACUAUAUUGUUGUCUAUAUAUGACGUACACUUGUGAGUUGUAACUAAUACUUGUAUGUUGUGGAGAUAAUAUAAUAGGGAAUUGAAGAA
This is a messenger RNA of Chenopodium quinoa (quinoa), 1170 nucleotides long. RefSeq names its product putative axial regulator YABBY 2. The transcript has 6 exons. NCBI's taxonomy places the organism in Eukaryota, Viridiplantae, Streptophyta, Magnoliopsida, Caryophyllales, Amaranthaceae. The record is from RefSeq and is a predicted model, not a curated record. Gene Ontology annotation, biological process: cell fate commitment; multicellular organism development. Gene Ontology annotation, cellular component: nucleus. The coding region runs from base 377 to 949 and encodes 190 amino acids.